UUUUUUCCUGCCUCAUCUGUUGCAAAGCUGCGAGGGAGGCGGCGGUUCACGCAUCCUGCCAGCUGAAACAGAAGAAACUUUGUGUUAAGUUGCACAGUAUCAGCAGGGAAAUGCAUUAAGAGAAGCCAAUGGGAGAAUCUACGGAUUACACAGCCUGCGCUUUGAAGCCGCGCGUAAAGUAGAAGAAAUCUGGUUAGUGGACUAUGAGCGAACUUGCGGAACCAGCACGUUUCGCGAGAAGUUAGUUUUUUUUAAAGUGUUACAGUUAGAUUUAGAUAACUGGACGUUUGCAUGACACGUUUUCUGCGACUGUUGAGGGCUGCAGACUGAGAAAUAGACGCAUCUGUCCGCACGGAAGUCGAGGAGGAAUUUGGAGACUGACUGCAGACAUGAGACCGUUUGUCAUCUGCGCGCUUCUGCUGUUAAAAGUUACUCUUGGAGAUGCCUGUGCCAGCGGCCAGUUCACUGAAUCAGGGCAGUGUUGCAGUCUGUGUCCCGCUGGCUUUGAAGUGGAGGUACAGUGUGGGGAAGAGGAUACCAAGUGCACACCAUGCCCACAGGGAAAGUUUUCCUCGUCUGAGGACCUCGGCCCUUGCCUUCCCUGUGCCAAGUGCCCACGUAGUGUUCCCAUGGUGGCCACUUGCACUGCCACUCAAGAAACACAAUGCGAAUGUGACAAUGGCUUCUUCUUUUUGAGCGACCACCACCUGUGUGCGCCUUGCUCCAAAUGCAACCGUGGCGAGGGUGUCAUCCGGGACUGUGGCCUUCAGGGAAACACGCAGUGCCAGAUCUGUGGCCCGGGAACAUUUUCUGAGGAGAUCACUAGCACCAAACCCUGCCAGACCUGCACCCAGUGCUCGGACAGCGAGGUGGAGAUCCGACACUGCAUGCCCAACUCGGACACACUCUGCAUGGACAAGAAGCUGCACAUUCUGUCCCGUCCUGCUCAGGGUGGGUCCGAUGCUUCUCGCUGGCCAGUUGUCGAUGAGGGGAUGGAAGGGCAGACCAGUCCUGCCCCUGGAACACACAAGUUUACCCCGCAAGAUGAGAGCGGCAGCAACAACAUUCUGGCCUACGUGUCUGUCCUGGCUGCCGUGGUGCUUGGUCUGCUUCUUUAUGUGGCUUAUAAAUGCUGGAGAUCGUGUAAACAGAAGAAGGCUCUUUCUAAGGCCCGUGCAGCUGAGUUGGGAGCAUCUCCAGAGGGAGAAAAGCUUCAAAGUGACAGCGGUGUUUUUCUGGACUCUCAGAGCCUGCAGGACAACCAGCCCAGCAAAGGGACGAAGAGGGACAGCAAGCAGGACAACCGCCUUUACGUCAACCUACCCCCCAACAGACAGGAAGAGGUGGAGCGCCUCCUACAGGAGGGAGGGGGCCGGGGGUGGAGGCAGCUGGGCGCAGCGCUGGGCUACGAGCCUGAACAGCUGGACCUGUUUGGGCGUGGAGAGGCCCCUGCUCACACGCUCCUCUCUAACUGGGCCCAGAAAGAAGGCGCCACUCUGGGACUGCUGUGUUCUGCACUGGCCCGCAUUGAGAGGCCCGACGUGGUAACGGCUCUUAACUGCCCCGCACAGGGUGUUUCUUUGGUCUGACGGCUCCGUGAAUGAACAUGUGACACUGACAGACUCGUGUGAAGAACUCUGAAAUGACAAGGAUGGCACUCUGAUAUCAGCACCUGUCAUUGAUCAUGAUACUGAUUGCUUUGCUGGACACUUACAAUCCAGUUUUUACUAAGAGAACAAAAAUAUUCUUGUAUUAUUUACUUGAGGGAACAACAUUUUUUAAUUCUGGUUAAGCCUCAACGCCUUACUCAGCGGACACUGCAGAAACCUGGUCACAUUGGAUUAGAACAACAAUGACCUCUACAUACACAACAAUAAGUACAUUUACAAAGUUGUUUACAUGCACACUAAUCCUGGUAACUGUGAGUGUUUGGUUAGUGGCAGGAAACAGAAUAAUGUGUUUACUCUCAUCGCACAAGUGUGAUUAUUCGAAAAACCACUGUUUACAUGAUAUUUGGAUAGCAAUCAGACUUGUCCCCCACCCCCGCUAAAAAAUAUCAGCCUUCCGCUCACCAUUGUAAACAAAUACAGCUUAGAUCAUCGUUUCUAGUAAAGCUAGCCUGGUUUUAUGAAUCACAACUUCAGCAACCUCUUUGGUUUUGCAGAUGAUUUUUUGCCAGAAGGAGAUGGUUUCUUCCAACAACUCUGCUUUCCAACAUGAUGUGACUUCCCUACUUGGGAUCAUUUCUGUGCACAUGUGCAUGCCUAAGAAGAGAAGAAAAAUCCAAGAAACCCAGUCAAGGGUUUACGUGGCCAAGUGAUCAAACCCUCCCGAUGAUGCUUGCAGUUGCUAAGAAGACUUUAUCUGAUGUGUACAUGGGACCUACUCACUAGAUUGUUUUUUUAGUUUGUUGCCUUGUUUUUUUGUUUCUUUCCUGCUGCAGUCACUACGUAGCCUUGGUAUUUAUUCACACUGAGGAUAUAUUAUGCACCAGUUAUGUUUCAUAUCUUAUCAGAAGACAAGAAAAUGAAGCAUUCUUAAAAACACCUUUCUUAGCUCUUCCUAAUAAUCAUCUAUGAUUGUAAAUAUCUUAAAUAUGAAUUUGAUAAGUCAUGGCUUAAAGUGAGAUCAUUUAUGAACUGUGAAGGCUGAAGAAGGGAAUAGAAAUUAACCUAUUCUCUUUACAUUCAUAAGACACAGCUCCAUUUUUGUCACCUUGAUUUCUCAUAGUAGACAGAAAAAAAAAGUUCACGUCAACGCUCGUGUCCAAUCUUUCCAGCUUGCUUUUGUAUUUAUUUCACCACCGUUUCAAGUAUAAAACUAAAUAAAAUCUAUGAGAACCAUGGACAUCUGCAGUGUGCUAGUUACACUAUGUGAUGGCCUUAGAUGGUUUGAUAUUUUUUCUAUCGCCAGCCAUGUAUGGUUUUAUGUAUAUAUUUCCUAGUGGUAUGCCUUAAUGUGUUUUGUAAGAUUUUUUAUUCAUUUAAUAAAUAACUUUGAUAAGUCAGUGCUCUUUUGUUGUAACAGAGGGACUGAAUAUGAUACUGAAGUAAUGCUGCAGAUCAGGGAUUCACCAUGGCGAUACUUCUGCAGUUACUUAUGGUGUGACUGUGGAGUAGUUCAAUUCAUUUUGAAAUAUAUAUGUGUGGGUGUGCGUGUUGGCAAGCAGGCAGAGAUGGUGAUACAGCUAAAAGGGAUGGCUAAAUAAUAAUGGUUUAAAUAGCUACGACUGUUGUAAUAACAGUUAAAACUGUAACCGUAAAAUAAUGGCUAAGGGACUCUAUGUCACUUAUCAGAGGAGUGGGUGGGUUGGGGUGUGACGUUAUUUAUUUAUUUAUUUUUUCUCAUCUCGCCCCUCCUGAAGCUACAAAUAUAUUUUCUUGAGCCUCCCUGAGUGACUGGAGGAAAAUGCUUGACCUCCCUCCACCAUAAAUUUUUUAAAGUAUUAACACCAAAUGCAGGUAUUGGAGUCAAGGCGAAGUGCGAACAGCAGGGGAGUACUGCACACAGAGUGCCAAUGACCCAUACACACACACAGCUGGCAGUAGCAAUGUGCAUAUAAUGGUAGCUUCCCCACAUAAACUUCACACUACAGUGGUAAUAUCAGUACCCUGGCACAGUGGGCAUUAUAAGAUUUACAAAAGAAAAAAAAGUUGCUGUUUUAAAGUUAAAAAUUGAAAAAAAAAAGUCAUGUUUUUUUCACUGUUGAUAUUCAUGCAGGGGUGCCGAAUUUAAUUUCUCUACAGGACCUGGUAGUGCAAACUGUUUAUUUUUGGCGAAAUUUUAAAUGAAACACAGAAUAAAGUAGUAUUUAUGAGCGAAGCUGCCGUAAAUUUAAAAAUUCAUUGAUGAUUUCUGUUUUAUAGUUUCUGGCUGUUUAGUGUAAUUUCGGAAAUUUUUAAACAAAACCUGCCUUUCAAAUACAUGACUAGAAUUUAGGGUUCAGAUGGUACCUAAAAAAAAAUACAAAAUAUCACCAUCUAAAGUUACAAGUCCCUCCCUUAAGCCAAAAUAAAAAAACAUGAGUCCUUUUGCAGUGCUUACAAAAUAUUUGACUUGCCGCCCCAAGUUUCCCCAAACCCCUCUCCCAUCAGAAAUAACAAACACUCCCUAAAAAGUUGAAAUAAUCAGCUAGAGUUGACACAGUUAUCAUGAACUAAUACAUAGUGAACUACCUAAAAUGUAUGGAUAAAUGCGAUGGAUUAACAAUUCAAAUAUCUAAAAGUACAGCUGAAAUAGUUAGCUUAAAUUAAUGGAUAAAUAGUGAAAAUAAAUAAUGUUAGUGAAAAGUAAUAGAUAAAUAGCUGAAAUAGCUAAAAGCAAUGAAUGGCUAAAUGGUUGAAGUAGCAGCUAAAAUUAAAUUAAUACAUUUAAAAUAGCAAAAAUAAAUGGUGUUGACAAUUAGGGGGCACUUGAGUUCAUCUGAUAGGGUUGAGAGUGUACAAGUGGGUUGAUACUUAGAGAUUUAUUAUCAGAUAUCUUUGUGUUGUACCUCCCAUAGACUCUAAACAAUUAGCAGUUUAGGAUCAAAUCAGGCAUUUCUUAUGUAAUUUGGACGUCAUAUGGCUUCAUAUUUAUAGCAACACCAACAUUUUUUUCUUUUUUAACGUUCACAGAAAUAUGAAAAUUACUGGACCCCAACCACAUUACUACAGACAUGUCUGUCAUUUACAGUAAAUCAUAAAACCCACUUGAUGAAUAACACAGGAAGGAAGUUUGGACAUAUUUGGAAUAUACUACCCCUUAUCAAGGGAUUUAGUGUAUAAGAACAUUUCCUAUCCAAAACCCUGAGGGAAAUCAGUUAAGAGGUAUUUAAUAAUUUGAGGGUGAAAUGAAAAUAAUGGCUCCGUCCAAAAUAUUCUGCAGGAAAGUUUCCUCUUUCUCUCCGAGGCACAAUCUGAUUCCUGCUCCCCCUCUGCUCCGCUCUGAACUCAAAUCUGUUAAUGAUCUCUUUGCAUUCGGGCUCUAAGUGGGAGCAGGCAUCUUGCAUGGCCUAGGGCAGUGUUACAUGCCGUCACACACUCCAGACGGGACUGCUUAACUGCGGUCUGGAGCACACAGGCAUGGGGCUGUGGAAUGUGCACACACUGGGAGGGGGGUUGGGACCGGCGAGAGAGGAGGAAGCAGAGCAGCGCCUCUCUCCACUCGUCACGGGUCUCCAUAUUUAGAGUGCACAGAACGUCUCUAAUGAAGGCAGUCGAUCACUUUGAUUCCCUUUACUGGGGCCAAACAUCUGGCUCAACACUGCGUACGCGAUGUAGUGGCACUCAUGCCGUGUGCACCCCUUAUUAAAGGAGGGAGCCAAUCUAAAACGGGAUUGGGUGUGCACUCAGCAGUUCAUCAUGUAACAGAGGUCACUCACAUUUGCUCAGAUCUGUUUAACUGACACCCAAUUUAACUGCACAGCAGGGAUAUAAUUUUACAAAAAAGUUUAUUAUCUUUUAAAAUGUUUGUACACUCCGUAUGACAAUGUGCUUACACAAUACUUACAGUAGAAUAGGGUGAAACUUACUUUGUACAUAGAAAAAUAAUAAUAAACAAACAGAAAAAAAAGAAACAUGAAAAUCUCCCCCGCCACUGAAAUAAAAUAGAAGGCUGUGAGUCAGCGGGUUUCCUAAGUUCUGACAGACUGAUGUGGGAACUGCAUCAGGAGGGCUGAGCUGGUGAGGAUGGGUGGGCUCGCUGUGCUCCCUGACCCCUACUCUCCUGCGUACAGCUUUGGUAACUUUACACAUUAUUUACACUUUCAAUCAUGAAAUGAUAGUCCUUUUACAAAGUGUCUGCUUAUUUAAACAUUCCCAAAACUAUUAUUCAAUAUAUUCACAUAUAAAGCAAUGUACAUGUGUUGGAACUUUCAAUGCAAUUUAAUAACCUGCAACAAAUUGAUGACCUAAUGCUAAUGAGCCUACUCUGACAACCGUAAAAAUCUUGCGAAUUAAUGAAAAUAAGAACGAGAACACACAAGAUGUUUAGAAACGGUUAAAACUGCAAUGCUACAACUUUCAUUUUCAACCUUAUUCCUGCGAGAGGAGGAAACAGGGGCAGGACAAGUCGGGAGAGGGGUUGGACAGGAAAUGGGGGGGAAAAUCUGAUACACAGCUAAACAGCACAUCAAACACAGCAUUCAAACCCUGCUCCCAUUAUUAUACAUAACUUUAUAAAAGACAUAAUGAUCACCAUGCCAACCUGCUGGUUACUGGCUGAUCCCUAAGUGUAUUGUGAGUGCAGCUCAUCCUGGUGAGGGCAUAUUACUUGAAGCAGGACAUGUGGGAAAACGUAGGAAUUUCCAUAAGGAUACCAAACUGACCUCAGCCUACAUCAUGCAUUCAUAAAACAACAGAGGCUCCAAAGUCUCGUGGUUAAGAAGGCAGGGUUUGAGGAGUGGAAGCUUGGACCUCCACAGCCCAGUUAAAAGCAGCACCAGAUACAGAGUCAGUGGCGGGGGGUUGAAGCGUGCACAUGAAAAAGGAAGGGGGGGGGGGGGGAGAAGGG
Molecule: messenger RNA, 6492 nt
Organism: Epinephelus moara (kelp grouper)
Lineage: Eukaryota; Metazoa; Chordata; Actinopteri; Perciformes; Serranidae
Gene: nradd
Product: neurotrophin receptor associated death domain
Exons: 6
Coding region: 390-1589 (399 amino acids)
Biological process (GO): Rho protein signal transduction
Cellular component (GO): cell surface; plasma membrane
Molecular function (GO): nerve growth factor binding; death receptor activity; coreceptor activity
Source: RefSeq, a predicted model, not a curated record